GACCAUUUCAAAGCGAGCUUCUCGCAAACUCAAAGGCAAUCUCUAUCUGGUGGAGAGGAGAGAGAGCGAUGACGAUGACGAUGCUAGUGAGCAUUGUCGGUCUUCUUCUCCUUAUGCUUCUUCUGAUCCUCCUCCUCAUCUUCCUCGCCUGCAAACCAUGGCGCUUCUUCUCCUCCUCCUCUCGUUCUCGCACUAUCAAGGUCGGUGAGCUUGAGAGACCCCUUGUUUCGGAUGAUGCGGAUCUGGUCCGGAACCAGGGCAUUGAUUUUCCAAGAGGUUACGAUCUAGAGGGAGCAUGCUUUCCAAGUGAAGGGAAUUUUCGCUCACCCCGACCACAAGGACUUGUGCAUAAGCCGAGGCUUCCCACUGCAGCUCCCAUUUUGGCUCAAGGUGAUAGCUUGGUCCUGGAUGUGAUUUCUGAUGCUCCAGAGGAUAUUUUGGUUGGUCAGACACUGAAGCGUCCAUUUGCAAUCCAGCAGUUAGUGGAAGAGCAGAAGAAUGGUAGACAGAGUUCAGAACAAGAGAGAUUUCAAGAGGUUCUGCCCAAGGAUGCCUUGAAUCAAAGAACCUGCCUCAACCUGGAGGUCAUAUCUGGUCCUUCCCAUGGACUUCGUUGUUCCAUACAGUCAACAAGUACCUCCAGGCUUCCUAUGACCCUAGGAAGGGUUCCUCCAAGUGAUUUAUUAUUGAAGGACUCGGAGGUGUCAGGAAAGCAUGCAUUGAUAAACUGGAAUUCAAAUAAAAUGAAAUGGGAGCUGGUAGACAUGGGCAGCCUGAAUGGAACACUUCUGAACUCUCAGCCAAUCAAUAAUCCUGAUUCUGGAAGUCGAAAUUGGGGUAACCCUAUGGAGCUUGCAAGUGGAGACAUAAUAACACUCGGAACGACCUCAAAAGUGUUUGUUCAUAUAGCAUCGGAAACUGAGAGUCAGGUCCCGUUUGGAGUUGGCGUGGCUUCAGAUCCCAUGGCUCUGCGUCGUGGAGGGAAGAAGCUUCCAAUGGAAGAUGUGUGCUACUAUCAAUGGCCUCUUCCUGGGGUUGAUCAGUUCGGACUUUUUGGUAUCUGUGAUGGACAUGGUGGAGCAGAGGCCGCCAUAUCUGCUAGCAAGCUUCUUCCUCAGAUCAUUGCCAACAUUUUAUCGGAUUCACUAAAAAGGGAGAGGGUCUUGUCAGUAUGUGAUGCUUCAGAUGUUCUCAGGGAGUCAUUUUUACAGACAGAAACAUGCAUGAAUCACCAUUAUGAGGGCUGUACUGCGACUCUGCUUCUAGUUUGGACUGAUGGUAGUGACAGUUUCUUUGUACAAUGUGCAAAUCUUGGAGAUUCAGCUUGUGUUAUGAAUGUUGAUGGGAAGCUGAUUAAGAUGACCGAAGACCAUAGAAUUAGUAGUUCUGGUGAAAGACUCCGAAUCCAGGAAACGGGAGUGCCUCUGAAAGAGGGUGAAACACGACUAUGUGGUAAUGAUUACUUCAUUUUGUUUGUGAAUUACAUGAUUAGUUGUUGGGGAUUGCCCACGCUUUUCUUCACAUGUUCAGGUUUGAACCUUGCCCGGAUGCUUGGAGACAAAUUUCUUAAACAGCAGGAUUCCCGCUUCAGUUCAGAACCAUACAUUAGCCCAGUGGUGCAUGUCAAUCAAGCGAGCAAUGCCUUUGCGAUAAUGGCCAGUGAUGGCUUAUGGGAUGUAAUUAGUCCAAAGAAGGCGAUUCAGCUAGUCCUUCAGACGAAAGAGAGAUGCUCGAUGGACGGGGAGAAUUUGGCGGAGAAGAAUGCUAAUAUUUUGUUGAGUGAGGCUAGAACAGUGCGAACAAAGGAUAAUACUUCUAUAAUUUUCUUAGAUUUUGAUACUUCUAGGAUCGCAUGUAAAUCUGAAUCUUGAUAUGAGUUAUAUAAGUUAUAGUUUCAACACAGAACUAGGUUUCUCUUCUUUUCUUAUGUUUCACCUUCGUCGCUCUUCAGAUCCCAAAAUCUAAUAGAUACAGUUUUACCUUUC
Pyrus x bretschneideri (Chinese white pear) is the source of this 1985-nucleotide messenger RNA. Its product is annotated as protein phosphatase 2C 70. The record is from RefSeq and is a predicted model, not a curated record. Gene Ontology annotation, biological process: protein dephosphorylation. The transcript is spliced from 12 exons. Gene Ontology annotation, molecular function: cation binding; protein binding; protein serine/threonine phosphatase activity. NCBI's taxonomy places the organism in Eukaryota, Viridiplantae, Streptophyta, Magnoliopsida, Rosales, Rosaceae. Bases 69 to 1871 code for a protein of 600 amino acids.